CCGUAAUUUUAUAGUAUAUCGCAUCCAUCUGCGCGCAGGCCUAGAGAAUGGUGGAAUCGAAGAGUGGUGAUCCUUGGUUAGUGUAUCUUCAUGGAAGGCAUCAAACCUUUUGUAAGAUUUCAUCUCCCGGAGUAAUCUCCAAGAGUAUUCCCCAAUUCCGUUACACCACAAUUUUGUAUUCAUCCCCCGACGGAAAAUGGCUAGUUUUGGUCGAGGACGACAACAGAGCGGUCUAUCGUUUUUUCCCAAGAGAAAAGAGGAUCAAGGAAAGAUUCUUUCUGUGGAGUCCUUCCACUGGGGAGUCAAUUACGCUACCCACUCCGAGACCAAGUCGGCAGCGUUGUAUUAUUACUCAAGCCCUACUUCUGAUGUCCUCCGAUUCCACCACCGGCACCACCUCCCCAGAUUUGGUACUUUUGUUUGUCUCUGAUAUGCCUUUGGUCUUGUAUUGUCACGUUGAUUAUGACUGGGAAUGGAGCGAAUUCAACUACGCUCGAUGCAUUGAAUCCCAAACAAGGCCGACGCCUCUUCCGCAAGGUUAUUCCCUCUGCAGUCCUGUCAGCUUCAAUGGUAAAAUCUACGCCACCGCCACUUCUUGCCCUUCCGAUUUGGUGCGGAUUGACAUUGAUGGCAACAGUAAUUGUGAAAUGCAUUUGUUAAUGCCAGAAGAAGAUCGAUCUGCCCACCUCCAAAACCGAUCCUCUGGCUUUACCAGCUCUUCACUAUCAGGUUACUCUACUAGUUACCUGGUGGCAUUAGGAGGGGAUCAAGACCUUUGUCUAAUCUCAAUGCUCCCUUGUUCUUUCAGUAGGUAUCAGGAAUCCCUAUCCAUAUCAAUUUCCACAUUCAAUUUCUCUAUAAAUUCUUGGGAACCGAGGACAGGUUUGAACGGAGGGGCGGUUUUUUUGUGUGAUUCAUACUCCCUUUGUAGCAGCCCACCAGGAGACAACAACGAGUGGAGUUACAUAUACUUCACCUUUGAUCAAACCAUGUUAUGCUACAGGGUCGAGGAUGAGAGAGUAACAUCGCAUUCACUCUGCCCUCCCAUGCUACAAGAAGGAUCAUGGGUCUCCAAGCGUUGGAUUUUGCCUAAUGAUGCCUAUAUUCAUGGUCUUCAUCGCGAAGUACUAAUUAGUGGCAUGGUGGAUAAUUCAGGAUAUCAAAAACGAAAGAUCGUAGCAAAGAGGACUAGUAAGAAGAGGCUGAGGAUAUCCAAGAUGGAGAAUGAUGCAGAAUGUGUUCCAUACUCCUCAUUAUUGUGCGACCUAUCGUCUGAGGUGCUUGGUUUGAUUGCGAACAAACUAUCUUUUGUUGAUUACAUUAAUUUUCGUUGUGUCAAUAAACUUUGCGCCUCCAUGACCGUUCGAAGUAAGACGAACCCCUUCCCUCCCUGCUUGAUUUACAAGGAUAGGUUCAAUGGUGUGUACAAUCUAGUAGAUUCCAACCUUAAACACAAACUCUCCGUCAAAGUUCCCGAGGCACUGAGAGAGUAUAAGAUUCGAUGUUGUAGGGAUGGUUGGCUGCUCCUGGAAUACAAGUUGUUAGAUUACGCUUUCUUUAACCCAUUCACAAUGCAAGUAAUCCCGGCGGGAUGUAAACCAGACACGAAGGACGGGUUUAUAAACUUUACCUUCCUAAGCAAACCAUCUUCUCCUGAUUGUUCUAUCUUGGCAAUGUCUCGAGGGAGAGUUUGGGGAAGGUCGCGCUUUGUUAAACACCUUCCAGAACUAGGAGGAGGAGAAACAAAAUGGUGGACAUUUGUGGUGGGAAAAGGAGGAGCUGAUGAGCCUCCAUUUCUUAGCCAUGGUUGCAAUAGUCCAGUGGUCUCGCGAAAUGCCUGUUACUAUUUGGGGGACAGUGGGAGGCUUGGACUGGGCCGAUUUAUUGAAGAAGAGAAAUCCUUAUUCCGGUGGGAAGUCUUAGAGGACAUUGAAUUUCCUGUAAAAGAUUUUGGAUGUAGCUAUUUAACAGAGUGUGGCGGACGACUUGUAUCCAUCCUUGUGGGUGACAAACAUGGGAAAAGAUCAUGGGUCCGGGUUUUCAAGCUAAAAGAAGAUGAUAUUGAGAGAUGUUGGGAAGAAAUUGAUUCCUUGGAUGGCUAUUGUUUAUAUUUGAGCUACUCAUCAUCAAUGUCUCGUCUUGCAGAAACACCAGAUGUGGCUAACAGAAUCUAUUUCCCAAAGUUCUGCAAAGAUGAGUUGGUUUAUUAUUCUUUGAAUUCUAAGAGAUAUCAUUCCAUGGGGAGUCAACAUGAAUUGCAGAAUUCACAUAAGAUCACAAUGUAUUGGGAUUGUGCUUGGAUUACACCACAUCGGAGCUGAUAAUUUCCGGAUAUAUACCAACGGAUAUAUGUAUGCUCAAGGCCCAGAGCUAAAGAUGAAUACGCUUGUGAUGAGGGGGAAAAAUAGAUGAGGAGUUGUUUAAAACGCAUUGUCAAAGUACAGGAAUGAAGCUUGAGAGGGAAAGAC
Oldenlandia corymbosa var. corymbosa is the source of this 2468-nucleotide messenger RNA. The record is from the annotation of a GenBank genome assembly. NCBI's taxonomy places the organism in Eukaryota, Viridiplantae, Streptophyta, Magnoliopsida, Gentianales, Rubiaceae.